ACGUUCAGUACUUCAGGAGAGUGUUAUGGAGAAUGAAGAAGCAAUAUCUAAUAUUACUUCACCGUCGAAUCAACCAUCGAAUCGACCGAUCAUAAACUUGCUUCUUGGAGUAUCACUUCUUUUGAUCUCUUUGUUUUGCGUGAGUACCCUUUUAAGCUAUUGCCUCAACUGGCUCAAGCUUAGGACUCUCCUCAGAUCGUCCCUCGACGAUACAGACGGUAGAGAUGUUCGAAUUGAUGUCACUCAUCAUUUACCAGAGGAAGCUGCUGAUCAUGCAGAG
Molecule: messenger RNA, 280 nt
Organism: Rubroshorea leprosula
Lineage: Eukaryota; Viridiplantae; Streptophyta; Magnoliopsida; Malvales; Dipterocarpaceae
Source: the annotation of a GenBank genome assembly